UUAUUUAGUUUUGAUCAUUUUCAUUUCCCUAUUAUAAGCCGUGGAAGUAAUUUCGCUUACUACUUACAGUUAUUAUUUAUCGCGGCAAACUCUAAUCCAUAUACAUUAAAUAUUUAUUAAUAAAUACUCAACUGACUAACAACUAUUAAUAUAACAUAUUACGUGUAAAUAAAAAGGAUAUACAUAUAUUUUAUAUAUAGAUAAAUAUAUUUAUAAAUAUAAUAACUUAAAAAUGGCAGCAGUAAGCGAAGUAACAGCUACGAGAAUAGUACAGUCUUACGUGUCAUCAAAUAGUUAUUACGGUUACGUACCACCCAUUAAUGAAACAACAACAACAACAACAACAACAGCUACUAAAUUUAAUAAUAAUAAUAAUCAGUAUUUGUACAAUUCUCAACAAAGUAAAAUUUAUUUUAAUAAUACAAACAGUGAUGAAAGAACAUAUCAAAGUCAUCAACAGCAACAAAAUAAUGAAAAUAACGGAUUAGCCAUGGAAACAGAUGAUAUUGAUAAUCACUAUAAUGGAGAUUAUAAAUUACACUGCCAGAAUAACCAUUACGUGAUUCCAGAGAUGGUGAUGCGUCUCGACAACAACAACAAAAUCAACACCAGAAGUAACAGAAGUAACAGCGUUGGUGAUUCGGGAGGACGCGGGAUCGGAGAUAGCGUUGGUUUUAUCUACCGGAUAAACCACAGCGACGCCGACGCCGCUCAUCUUCAUAAUAAUAAUAAUAAUAAUAAUAACAAUAACAUUUACAAUUAUAAUCAUAAUGGAAUGGUUAAUUCAAUGGAGAUUCACCGGCGAAACCGUAAGCGCAAUAAUUACGAUCAUGCCGGAGUUGACCAGGGAUUUUCACACGGACAGUUGAAGAAGUUUCGUCCAGACGGUGGUAACAAACGCGUUUACCGCAAUACAAGGAGUUGUACCGGAGAUAUUGGAUCAUCCGCGGUGCAUAAUGAACCGACAACUCAUUUAGCUGUUUCCAACAGCGUUUGUAGUAUCCCGAUACAGUCCCAGGUUAUCAGCUUCACUUGCAAUAAUGGUAAUGGUAACCCAUCAGUACUACAAUCAUCAGGUAAUUCCAGAGAAAUUGAUCUCGUUCAAUCGUACGAUAUACGUGUUAGUGCUCGUGACAAUAAAACUGCUGAUAAAAAUAGCUCCGUACUGCCGGUUACCAGUGCUAAUAAUAAUAAUAUAGUAGAUUAUGAGACAAUGCUGAUGGAGACGCAUGGCUGUUUGGCUUAUCACCUUUACCGUCAUCAGUUUUUAGAUAUCAAUACUUUUGAGGCAGAAUUUUAACUGUCUCACUCCUCUUACCUGUUCAUAUUAUAACUAUUUACAUAUUUAUAUAAAUAUAUUUAUAUAGAUGUCUAUAUAAUUAUAUUUAUAUAUGACUUAUUUAUAUACUUAAAAAAAAAAAAAAAAAAACAACUAAAGAAUUUUAAGCUCAUUAGUUACGAUGGAUUUAAUCGAAAGUUUGUGUGAAAUGUAUACUUUUCUAAUAAAAAUAUAAAAUUAUCUUUAAAAUAA
Molecule: messenger RNA, 1531 nt
Organism: Cotesia glomerata
Lineage: Eukaryota; Metazoa; Arthropoda; Insecta; Hymenoptera; Braconidae
Exons: 2
Coding region: 233-1300 (355 amino acids)
Source: RefSeq, a predicted model, not a curated record